Messenger RNA from Yamadazyma tenuis ATCC 10573, 271 nucleotides. RefSeq lists its product as uncharacterized. The record is from RefSeq and is a predicted model, not a curated record. NCBI's taxonomy places the organism in Eukaryota, Fungi, Ascomycota, Pichiomycetes, Serinales, Debaryomycetaceae.
AUCACUUGAUUUUCAUCACUACUUUCAAAAUGUCACAACAACUUCCUUUCAGAGUCAGAGCAACAGAUAUCAUCCACAGAAGCACCGUUCUUGGAUUGGUGGGUAUUUGUGUGGUGGGACUUGGUUCUAUUUCCUUCAACAUCUACAUGAACUCCGACUAUGCCAAAAUGAACAGAAACAAGUUGAAGUUUGACCCUGAACAAACCAAAGAAAACUAGACGCCCCAAUAUCUUAUUAUGUACAUAGCCUAUAAUUUACGUUUCUUUGUCGG